CCCAGGAGCCUCCGAAGCCCCUACCAGGCCAGCUCUCCUCCCGCAGCCACUCCCUUCACAGGAGGAUGAGGGUCUGCAUGGCAGCCACAUCCCUCCCCCUCCUCCUUGUCCUCAUCUCCGUCGCCCUGGGGUCCAAGACUGAAUCCGAUUCAAGAGGACCUUACCCCGCCACCGAGUGCUGCUACAGCUACCUGACCCGGCCAAUCAGGAAGCACUGGAUUUCACGCUAUUAUGAGACCGGCGGCCUGUGCUCCAAGCCUGGAAUUGUCUUCAUCACCAAAAAUGGCCGUCAAUUGUGUGCCAACCCCAGCGAUGACUGGGUCCAGGACUAUAUCAAAGGAGCUGGAGGAGAUCUGAGUGACCCAGAAGUAGCGAGAAGGACACAGCUCAGAAUUUAAAGAGAUGGGGCUGAACUCCACUCCCAAUUUAGCCCCAGACACCUCCUGGGAGCUGCCCUGCCUUGAAUUAAAGACCAUCAUGCCCUUC
Molecule: messenger RNA, 486 nt
Organism: Aethalodelphis obliquidens (Pacific white-sided dolphin)
Lineage: Eukaryota; Metazoa; Chordata; Mammalia; Artiodactyla; Delphinidae
Product: C-C motif chemokine 14-like
Exons: 3
Coding region: 66-398 (110 amino acids)
Biological process (GO): positive regulation of GTPase activity; inflammatory response; cell chemotaxis
Cellular component (GO): extracellular region
Molecular function (GO): chemokine activity; CCR chemokine receptor binding
Source: RefSeq, a predicted model, not a curated record